AUCUUGGUAUCUUUAUUAAACAUCAGAAAGAAAUGUCAUCGUAGUUAACACAAAAAAGCAUUAAUAGAACUGAAUUGAAACAUUAAUUUACAACCAUGAUAAAAUAAUUACAAAUUACUGUACUUAAAAAAAAAACAACUACCACGACAAUAUAGUAUUAAAAAAAACAUUAAAAUGUAUUAUCAAAUAUAGAUAUUAAAAUUCUUACAUAAUUCGAGUUCUGAUCGGUUCGAAUUAUGUAAUUCGGUUUUCGGAGUGCGAGUUAAACUUAACAGUAGGAGCGCUUUGGCACAAUGGUUGCGGUUCUGCUUCCUAACCUUGAGGUCGGAGGUUCAUUUCUCUCUGGAAUUUCGCUUAUGUCAUUUGGCAAGGUACUUUACCACAGUUGUCGCUCUCCACCCAUGGGUAAAAGUGGGUACAGUUUCGAACACAUAAUGCACUGAUUACAGCUUUAACAUUAUGGAAUUCUCCCCAGAGAGCUGAGCAUGUGUUUAUGUGCUUAUCCAGUGACGGGGGUAAUAAGUGCGCUAUAUAAAACUACACUAUUACUACUAUUAUUAUUAUUACUAUUAUUAAGUGAAGCACUUAGAGAAACCUUGUUGGCAUUAGGCGUUAUAUAACUCUAACACAUUAUUAUUCAAAAUAACUGAAAUACACACACACAUGGCUCUCAAACAUUUGUUACGUUUACACUCUCAUACUUGUGGGACCUUGAUUAUUUUUCAAUUUACUUUUUGAAAUAUUGUUUUUUUCCCCUUCUAAACUUGUUUUCUAUAUAAACAUAUUAUAUAUAUAAGUUAGUUGUGUUUAUGGCGGCUGUCUUAUAAGAGCUAGUGAUUUAUUUGCUUAUAAAAAGGUGGCCCGAUCUAUCUGUUUUGUAAUUUUGUUGCCUUCUUAGAAUGGGUAAUUGACAUCGCUCUGGAAUAUUAAGCACUUUCGUCCGAUGUGAUUUGAACCUUCCUUAUAGUAAUAAAAAAAGAAACAAAACUGCAGCGGCCAACAUGGAAUUGAUCACACUGUAUUCUGCAGCAUAAAGUGAACGCAGCUAGCCUGCUGACUGCUGCAAAGCAAUGCUCACUUAAGGCGCUCUCGGCGCGCCAUAUACUUCCGUCAAAAUCGCUAAAGUUUGUUUUAUGUGCUCGAGUAUUCUGGGUCUAGGCCUAGGCUAGGGAGGCGAGGCCAUUUGCCUUCAUUAAUCUGCACCUCACGUCAUCCAGUCAUCUAUGAAUUUAUAGUGUACACUGCGUAAGUGGCCGUAAUAUGUGAAAAUCCAUGGUGAAAUGAGCUCUCUGCUUAGCUGGAACUCUUUUUUGCUGAUUAAAAUUUCAUCCGCUCGAGUUACCGUCCACCACUCAUUUGCAAAAGCCAUCCCAUCGGUCAGGGUGCUCAUCCAGGGACGACGAAGUCGCUAUCAUCAGUCCUCGUUGAGUGGUCGACACGAAAAAAUGGCGACGACUCUUGAGACCCUCAAUUUUGAUAAUUUAUCUCAGCGUUCGCUGCCUAUAGAUGAAGAAAAACGCAAUUUUACCAGGCAGGUGCGAGGGGCUUGCUUCUCAAAGGUUUCCCCGACGCCUGUUGCAAAUCCACAGAUUGUAGCCUACGCUGACGAUGUUAUGACAGGUCUUUUGGAUCUGCCUGAAAGUGAACUAAAGCGUGGUGACUUUGCAGAAUAUUUCGCUGGAAAUAAACUCCUCCCGGGAUGUGAUCCAGCUGCACAUUGUUAUUGCGGGCAUCAGUUUGGAAGUUUUGCUGGUCAGCUUGGAGAUGGUGCAACAAUGUAUUUGGGAGAAAUAGUGAACAAGCGAAGUGAAAGGUGGGAGGUCCAACUUAAGGGUGCUGGAGUCACUCCAUACUCAAGGUCAGCUGAUGGAAGGAAGGUAUUAAGGUCAACAAUACGUGAGUUUCUAUGCAGUGAAGCUAUACACCAUCUUGGAAUACCAACAACAAGAGGUGGAACAUGUGUAACCUCUGACACAAAGGUCAUCAGGGAUAUCUUCUAUGAUGGCAACCCCAUUCAAGAGAGGGCUUCCAUUGUUCUCAGAGUCGCACAAACAUUCUUGCGGUUUGGAUCUUUUGAAAUUUUCAAGCCGGAAGACAGUUACACGGGACGCCAAGGUCCAAGCGUUGGCAGGAAGGACAUUCUUGAGACUCUCCUCAACUAUACCAUUCAGACAUUUUUUCCAGAGGUUCAUCAGAGAAAUGAAGAGAAUCAGGAAAAGAAGUAUUUGGAUUUCUAUAAGGAAGUUGUUAGACUGACGGCUCAGCUGGUUGCAGGAUGGCAGUGUGUUGGAUUCUAUGUGUAUAAGAGACAGGAUAUACUCUCGCUAUUUUCUGAUCUAUCUGGUGUUUUCAGGCAGCUGGAGAUGUACUUGAUGUUGGCACAGAUGAACCCUGAUUUGUUGGGAGUAUUAGGACAGGGUCAGCGAAGACUUAUGCAAGAGCUGGAUAGAGUGAAGAAGUCAAAAGAACUGGAGAAACUGACUGAUGAAGAAAAAAGAAAAACAGAUUCAGAUGCAUGGAGUGCAUGGCUGAAGAUGUAUUCAACAAGGUUAGAGGCAGAGAGGUCAGAUGGUGAGACCUUAAUUACCGAAGAACUCAUCCAGCAUCGUGUUGACACCAUGAACAAAAAUAACCCAAAGUAUAUUCUACGUAACUACAUUGCCCAGAAUGCAAUUACUGAAGCAGAGAAUGGAAAUUUUAAUGAAGUUCGUCGUGUUCUGAAAUUACUGCAAAAUCCUUUUGAUGAGGCUCCAUUUGAGAAGCUGGAUGUAGAUGAGGUGGAAGUUGCUUCAGAAGAAGCAUCAUCAUCUUCAGCCAUCAGUCAAUCAAAGACAGGUUGCAAAGGUACAGGCUAUGAUAACCUACCGCCUGAUUGGGCGUUGAAUCUUAGGGUCACUUGAUCUUCGUAAAUACCUCAGAAUAUUAAGGUUCAUAUUGUCAGAUGUUACUUUGGGCAAAUUUAUUCAAAUACUGUAUAUGCAUUUCAUGAAAUGUAUGCAUAUUAUCCUGUCAAAUUUCAUGAAUUUCUAUAAUUGUUUAUUAUUUGUACAUAUAAAAUAAAUGGUUUUUUUUUUAAUUAUAAAAUUUGAAUAUAUAAUUUUUACCUAAAAGAAGGGUAAUUCACCUUGGCUUAAUUGUACUGUUUAAACUUUUUGUAAAAUAAUAUGCAGUAGAUUUUCCGAGGUUGUAGCUAUCUAAAUACUGUUCGUCAUGCAUUCAAAUGUAGACAGUACAAAGUUGAACAUUUGGGUGCACAAAAUGUGCAAUAAAUGUUUUAUUUCAAAAGCACAGUACCGCUGAUCAGCUUUUCUUCCUCAGUUAUUCUUCCCUAGUUUUGAGCUUUCAUUUUACCAAUUUGAUUGUUACAGACAACCAUACAUAUCAGAUCAUGCUUAUGAUGUAACCAAAGAAGCUCAAUCUAACUGGGGACCCUGAUGUAUCUUAAGGACAUUUUACAAAUGGAUUUAUGUAAUCUUAGUUACACUACAGGAAUAGUAAGCCACUGUUUUAAUACAGUAUUAUUCAGAUUGGCAUCUCUCAUAUGAGAUUUCACUAAGCGCACAAAUUUAAAAUACUCUUGUUCUCUGACAAACUGAAAUUUUAGUCAUGCCAACAGUGUGAGAUGUAAAUAAAAAUGAUAGUGGAAUAUUUUUAUAAUGUGCUGCUCAGUCAGUCACUGAAUGGGCAGUGCUAUGUGUUAACAGGCUUUGAAGGAUGAAUGCAAGUCUGAACUAAGUUAUAAUAAUCAGCUUAUGGUAUUUACCAUAUUAUUACAAUGACAAUAUGAAUAUUUAAAUUUCUGAGGUAACUUUUAAUUUUGUGGGUAUAGAAUGAGAAUGACUACACAAUCCAGAAAACAUUAUAACUAAUUA
Anneissia japonica is the source of this 3872-nucleotide messenger RNA. Its product is annotated as protein adenylyltransferase SelO, mitochondrial-like. The coding region runs from base 1281 to 2900 and encodes 539 amino acids. NCBI's taxonomy places the organism in Eukaryota, Metazoa, Echinodermata, Crinoidea, Comatulida, Comatulidae. The record is from RefSeq and is a predicted model, not a curated record. The transcript is spliced from 9 exons.